Selaginella moellendorffii is the source of this 1584-nucleotide messenger RNA. Its product is annotated as protein root UVB sensitive 3. The coding region runs from base 109 to 1518 and encodes 469 amino acids. The record is from RefSeq and is a predicted model, not a curated record. Lineage: Eukaryota; Viridiplantae; Streptophyta; Lycopodiopsida; Selaginellales; Selaginellaceae. The transcript is spliced from 15 exons.
CCGUGCGGGAGAUCCGCCUUGACGAUGUGGUAAUUCGCGAGAACCAGAGUGUUCGUCUGCAGAUCCUCCGAGACGCACUUGGUCCCAGCUGGGGCGAUAUCGAAUCGAAUGGCCUGGGAGUGCUGGAGUACGAGGAAGAAGAAGAUCGGCAGCACCUGGAUCAUCGAACGAAGAAACCCCGCCAUAGCCGCGAGCACGCCACUGAAAAUUAGGGCUUAUGGUAGACCUAAAAACAGAGCUAUGGAAGGAGGAGAAGAAAUGGCGUUGGUCGUCGAGUGCCGGGCGGGCCAUGGUGGAGAGCGCACUGCCACGAUCCUCCAACGCAGGAACAGCGGCGGCAGCGCAUCCAAAUCCUCCCAGAUUCGCGUCCGGAGGGAGAAGACCAGGAGGAUUGCUCCGUGGACUUGGAUCGUGCUCGCGUUUUUGCCAGAGGGCUAUCCAAGCAGCGUGAGCUCGGAUUACUUGGCCUUCCAGACCUGGGACACGCUACAGGGUCUGUCAACUUACAUACGAAGCAUGUUAUCCACUCAGGCUCUUCUCAGUGGCAUUGGAGUUGGAGCUGCGACAGCAACUGCGAUAGGGGCAACGUUUCAGUGGUUUUUGCGCGAUCUAACUGGGAUGGUGGGAGGCAUAGUGUUCACUCUAUACCAAGGCUCUAAUCUGGACAAUCGAGCGAAGCAGUGGCGUCUAGCUGCUGACUUCAUGAACGACAUAGGAAUGCUCAUGGACCUGGUUUCUCCUUUGUUUCCCAGGGCUUUCAUGUUCUUUCUUUGCCUAGGGAGCGCCGCAAGAGCAGUGACUGGUGUGGCCGGUGGAGCUACGAGAGCCGCUCUGACGCAACACUUCGCCAGGAAGCAAAAUGCUGCCGACGUUUCAGCAAAGGAAGGCAGCCAAGAGACCGCAGCAACGCUCGUCGGGAUGAUCGUGGGGAUGUUUCUUGCGCGAUUGACUGCAAACAACAUUGUUUUAAUGUGGACCUCUUUCAUGUCACUGACAGCGUUCCACGUGUAUGCAAACUACAAGGCGGUGUGUGCUCUGUGCCUUACAAGCAUCAACGCUGAAAGAAUGGCGAUUGUUCUACAAAGUUUUCUCAAAGAUGGAAAAGCUCCUUCCCCGGAAGAAGCAUCGGCCCAGGAGAGUGCACUGCCGAAGCCUUUCACGUCCAGAAAUGGCAUUAUCUUUGGUGCGAAAAUCUCGUCCUUGUGCGAGGAUGGAAGGUGGGAAGCGUGUUCUUCGGCUAUCGAGAGAUAUGGAACAGGAAAGUAUCUACUAGUCUGCCAAAGAAAUUCCAUCCAGGUGGUUCUACACCACACAGCAACGUCCAAGGAUUACUUGCGUGCCUACACUCACGCUCUUCUUCUCAAGCACAAGAGCGCGGACGAAGAUCUGUGCUCCAAAUGGAUGGGAGAGAACUUUCACAAGCUCUAUGCCCUGAUGCAAGAAUGUGGCUGGAAAGUCGAUCACGUCUUGAUAUCCCCUUUGGAAUGGAGGGCAGAAUGGCUUUCCAAGCAGGAGUGACGAUGAUCACGCUUCCAAUCGAUCAAUCAAAUAACAAACUAACCUCCAGGACAUCUAGAACUUGGA